GCCCCCAUUUCGAACGCUCGUACAAGAUGGUGGAUGUUUCCCUGUGACAGGCACCUGGAUGAGGCGCAACCAGAAUUCCUCUGGCUCUCUCACGAAUGGCUUCUCUUCAUCCUCUCCAGACCCAGGCCCUUCAGGUGGGCGCGGGAACGAGAGUACCCUGCCUUUCUCAAAUAGCCUGGCAAUGCUCACCUCCCGCAAGAAAAGGAGACCCAUGGCUGAGACUCGAGGCACCAUCAAGGUGGAUCUUCCCAAUCAGCAGCGCACGGUGGUGACUGUCCGGCCAGGGACCACAAUCUACAGCUCCCUGGACAAGGCCCUGAAGGUUCGUGGGCUGAACCAGGACUGCUGCGUUGUCUACAAGAAAAGGGCAGAUGGGCGAAAGACCAUCACGGAUUGGGAGACUGACCUGGUCAACCUAGAGGGGGCCGAGCUCUCCGUGGAAGUUCUCGAGGACGUGCCUCUUACUAUGCACAAUUUUGUCCGGAAGACUUUCUUCAGCAUCGCCUUUUGUGAUUUCUGCCUUAAGUUCAUGUUCCAUGGCUUCCGCUGCCAGACAUGCGGCUACAAGUUCCACGAACACUGCAGCAGCCGAGUGCCGACAGUCUGCGUGGAUCUCGCCACGACACAUAAGCCUGUUUACAGCCACGAGUGGUGGCAGUAUCCUGCGUUGUGGCCAGAUCCUGCUACUCCGGCCCGGCCUAGCCACGAACCCAUGACGCCUCAAGCUAUCAGUUCACACAAGCUGUCGCCCCCCAGCUCAGACGCCUUCAGCUUCCCCAGCCUUCUGAGCGAUGGGCAGCGCCUGCAGCGCCACCGUUCCACAUCCACUCCGAAUGUCCAUAUGGUCAGCACCACCAGCCCCGUGGACAGCAGCAUCCUGGAGAUCAUAAGCAGGAACCACAAUGCAGAGGCCGUGUGUGGGCCCGAAGUGCCUCCCCGCACCCCACCGCCUCCCCCUGUCGCCAGUGUGGCUGCUGUUUCUCCUGGCCGACGCUCCCCGCACCCCAAGUCGCCCGGCGAGUCCCCCAGGGAGCGCAAGGCCCCAGCCGAAGAUAAGAAGAAACCUAAAUCCUUGGGCUACCGGGACUCGAGCUACUACUGGGAGGUUUCCCACAGCGAGGUAACCACACUGAAGCGGAUUGGAACCGGGUCCUUCGGCACUGUCUUCAAGGGCCGCUGGCAUGGGGAUGUGGCCAUCAAGAUCCUUAAGGUCACCAACCCCACCAACGAGCAAGUGCAAGCCUUCAAGAACGAGAUGCAGGUGCUCAGGAAGACGCGCCACGUGAACAUUUUGCUCUUCAUGGGCUUCAUGACGCGCCCCAGCUUCGCCAUUAUCACCCAGUGGUGUGAAGGCAACAGCCUCUACCAGCACCUCCAUGUGCAGGAGACGCCGCUGGAGAUGGUACAGCGCAUCGACGUGGCCCGGCAGACAGCACAGGGCAUGGAUUACCUUCAUGCGAAGAACAUCAUCCACCGGGACCUCAAAUCCAACAACGUCUUCCUGCAUGAAGGGCUGACGGUGAAAAUCGGCGACUUUGGCCUUGCCACGGUGAAGACGCGUUGGAGCGGCUCCCAGCAGGUGGAACAGCCCAGCGGCUCCAUACUCUGGAUGGCACCUGAAGUGAUUCGAAUGCAGGACCCAAACCCCUACAGCUUCCAGUCAGACGUCUACUCCUAUGGAGUUGUUCUCUAUGAGCUCCUCUCCGGGACCCUUCCCUACAGUCACAUCAACAACCGGGACCAGAUUAUAUUCAUGGUUGGCCGGGGUUACCUGUCCCCUGACCUUAGCAAGGUGGCCAGCAAUUGUCCCAAAGCCAUGCGCAGGCUGAUGGGUGACUGCCUUAAAUUCAAGCGCGAAGAGAGGCCCCUCUUCCCUCAGAUUUUAGCCUCCAUUGAGUCACUCCAGCACUCUCUGCCCAAGAUCGAGCGCAGCGCCUCUGAGCCCGCCCUGCAUCGGGUGGCCCACAAUGAAGAACUGACCUUCUUCGCUCUGCCGCCUGCCCUGUGGCUCCGCAGCUAACGUGACCCCGGUGGAACUGCUGCCAGAGUCCGUCUUCCCCACUGAGACCAGCGUUUGCUACUCUUGGCCCUCCCUGUGGGGUGGAGACAAAGGGACCUGUCACUCCCAGGAGGGCAGCUGAAGGCCCCAGCAUCUUCCCUGCUCCUGCAGACAGAGGGGGAUGCUUGAGCCCUGCAAGGGGCAUCUGAUGCCGUUCGGCUCCCCCUCCCAAACCUCCGGUCCCAGUCAGUCUCGCCAAAGCAGAAAACACACUGGAAACGUCCCUGCUCUAGGGUGACCUUGGCUCCAUCUUCCCCAAUGGUUUUAUUUUUAAAUGGGUCUCACCUUGUUUCAAGUGUUUUUGUUUUAUUUUUCGGGUUGGAAAGAUGAAUAGGAGAGGUGUAAAAAUAAAAAUAAUAAUUAUUAAAAAUGAACCCCAAAAAAUGACCCAGUCUG
Molecule: messenger RNA, 2455 nt
Organism: Elgaria multicarinata webbii
Lineage: Eukaryota; Metazoa; Chordata; Lepidosauria; Squamata; Anguidae
Gene: ARAF
Product: A-Raf proto-oncogene, serine/threonine kinase
Exons: 16
Coding region: 59-2020 (653 amino acids)
Biological process (GO): Ras protein signal transduction; protein phosphorylation; MAPK cascade
Cellular component (GO): mitochondrion; cytosol; cytoplasm
Molecular function (GO): ATP binding; MAP kinase kinase kinase activity
Source: RefSeq, a predicted model, not a curated record